Molecule: messenger RNA, 1785 nt
Organism: Penicillium oxalicum
Lineage: Eukaryota; Fungi; Ascomycota; Eurotiomycetes; Eurotiales; Aspergillaceae
Product: S53 family peptidase
Exons: 5
Coding region: 1-1785 (594 amino acids)
Biological process (GO): proteolysis
Molecular function (GO): tripeptidyl-peptidase activity; serine-type endopeptidase activity
Source: RefSeq, a predicted model, not a curated record
AUGCAUUCUACCGUCUACGCUGGGCUGCUGUGCGCCCUGGCCGGCCAGUCGAUGGCCGUUGUUUGGGAGAGCGCGGCUGGAGGUGUCCCCAACUCGUGGUCGCUAGUGGAUAAGCCAUCUACCGAUACGAAUAUGGCUCUCUCGAUUGCCUUGACUCGCAAGAACUUUGACAAGCUCGAGGCAAAGCUCGCCGAGGUUUCGACCCCCGGCAAGGGCUCCUAUGGAAAGUGGUUGAGCAAGGAUGACAUCGACACGCACUUCCCCGUGGUGGACGAUGCUCCCGUCAUGAAAUGGCUGAAGAGCGCGGGCAUCACCAAUGUGGCCCGUGAUGGCGCCGUAGUGAGCUUCAGUGGCAGCGUAGACAAGAUCAACAAGCUGCUUGACACCUCCUUCGCCUACUACAAAAAUGGCGACUCGGUCAAGCUGCGCACCGCCGAGUACUCGAUCCCGGACCACUUGACCGACCACAUUGAUGUGAUCUCACCGACGGUGUACUUUGGCAAGACUCGCAGCGCCGCCCCAGCUCCAAUCAUGUCACACCAUAUCGAGGCUCGCAAGACAAUCACUACCGAGGUCGACGCUUCGUGUCAGAAGGUCAUCACUCCGUCGUGUCUGAAGCAGAUGUACAACGUGGGUGAUUACCAGGCUGACCCGGCAGCCGGGAGCCGCAUCGGGUUUGGCAGCUUCUUGAACCAAUCCGCCAUCUACGCCGACUUGGAGACAUACGAGAAGACCUUCAACAUCCCUUCUCAGAGCUUCACGGUGGAGGUUUUGAAUGGUGGUGUGAACAACCAGAGUGCCAAUGUGAACGACAUUGGGGAGGCGAACUUGGAUGUGCAAAACAUCGUCGGUGUCGCGCACCCUCUGCCUGUUCAUGAGUACAUCACUGGCGGUGUUGCGCCCUUUAUUCCCGAUGCCGACGAGCCAACUGAGGCGAGCGACUCCAACGAGCCGUACUUGAUCUUCUACGAGUACUUGCUCUCCAAGCAUAACUCUGAGCUCCCCCAAGUGAUCUCCAACUCUUACGGUGAUGAUGAACAGACCGUUCCUAUCAAGUAUGCUCAGCGUGUCUGCAAUCUGAUUGGUCUCAACACCCUGCGUGGCUUGACCAUUCUCCACUCUUCUGGUGACGAGGGUGUGGGCUCUGCUUGCCAGUCUCGCGAUGGCAAGACCCCCCAAUUCCAGCCUAUCUUCCCCGCCACUUGCCCAUACGUGACUGCUGUCGGCGGUACUUCCGAUGUGAUGCCCGAGGUUGCCUGGAAUGCCUCUUCCGGCGGUUUCUCCUCCAUCUUCCCUCGUGCUUGGUACCAAUAUCCCGCUGUUGAGGGCUACCUCGAGAAGAUCAGCAAGGAAACCAAGAAAUACUAUGGCCAAUACACCGAUUUUAACGGUCGUGGAUUCCCCGACGUUUCCGCCCACUCCCUGUACCCCGACUACGAGAUCAUCUAUCAGGGUCGUAAGGGCCUUACUGGUGGUACCUCCGCUGCCGCGCCCGUCUUUGCCGCCAUUGUCGGUCUUUUGAACGAUGCCCGUCUGCGCGCUGGCAAGGGACCUCUUGGUUUCCUCAACCCCUUCCUGUACUCCCUUGGCCAGAAGGGUCUUAACGACAUCACCGGCGGAAGCUCCUACGGGUGCGGCGGUAUUGACCCCCAGAGCGACCAGCCCGUGAGCGGCAGUCUGGUUAUUCCCGGCGCUCAUUGGAACGCCACCGAGGGCUGGGACCCUGUUACUGGUCUGGGAACUCCUGAUUUCCAGAAGUUGAAGGAUCUGGUGAUGUGGCUAUAA